UGUAAGUUUCUCACUUUAAAUACUUGCAGAAGAAUCGUUGAAAACGUACUGAACUCGGGAGGGAAGCUCCGAAUCCGAUACAUCUUGCUGAUAUAUCGCUGCAUUUUGUAUCGGUGGAGGCCUUUUUUAUUUUCAUCUCACCCUCCUAGCAAGCUAUACAUAGCAAGCAAAGAGUUCUUUUCUUUGUUUCUUUCUUCUCGAGUCGCUCUAAGUUAUCAGCGAAAUUAAAGGGAUUCUGGUUGCGGCAGUGAAGAGAAAAUUGAUUACAUGAAGAUUUGUUAGAAGAUUUUAUGGUAUCGUCUUACAAUCUGUUUAAAAGGGAAAGGAAGAUUCAAGUUUAUUUGGAAGGAGGCGAGCAGUAGAGGGAUAUAAAAGCAAGUGAUUAAGUUAAGCAUAUAUCUAACUGGAAACAAAGGACUGCUCGAGAUUUAUGAAGGAUCAGUACAUGGUGUAAAGCAGACAGCUAAGAGAGAAACAGGAACAGCAAACAGCAGCGGCAGCAGUUGAGUGUUGAGUGUUUUGUUUCGGGGUAAUCUUUGCUUUAGGGAUAAGAAGAAGGAGAAGAAGAGAAAAUGUUUACGUGCAUAGCGUGUACCAAGCCGGUGGCAGAGGAUGGACGAGGAGAAGAAGGAGGAGCGCGUGGAAGUGGUACCCCAAGUACAAAAGAAGCCGUCAAGAGCCUCACUUCACAGAUCAAGGACAUGGCACUGAAAAUGUCUGGUGCUUACAAGCAAUGCAAGCCCUGCACAAGUCCCAGCAGCUACAAGAAAGGACAGCGACCUUACCCUGACUUUGAUGCAGCUUCAGAAGGGGUUCCAUACCCCUAUUUUGGAGGUGGAAGCUCAAGCUCAACCCCAGCCUGGGACUUUACUACUCCCAAACACAAUCGAGGUACUAGAGCUGAAUCUAGGUUUUCUACAUUGUAUGGUGGAGACCGGACCCCUGGAGGAGCAGAGUCUUGUGAUGUGGUGCUGGAGGAUGAGGAUGAGCCCAAGGAAUGGAUGGCACAGGUGGAGCCAGGUGUUCACAUUACUUUCGUGUCUCUCCCUAAUGGGGGAAAUGAUCUAAAGCGUAUUCGCUUCAGCCGAGAGAUGUUUAAUAAGUGGCAAGCUCAGCUAUGGUGGGGUGAGAACUAUGACAGAAUCACGGAGCUCUAUAAUGUCCAGAGAUUUAAUCGUCAAGCUCUUCACACUCCCCCGAGGUGUGAGGAUGAGCAAAGAGAUUCCUCCUACUCAAGGAUGGAAUCUGCAAGGGAAAGCCCUAUGGCUCCAUCUUUUACCCCAAGAAACUACUAUAAACCUGCUGGAAGUAAAGGUUAUUUCCCAUCUGAUACUAUGGACCAAGGUGGCAGCCAUCACUACCACGCUGGUUCAAGUAGCUAUGGUAUGGGGGGGCCAAGAUUCGAGGCAUCUUCUUUAGAGGCAUCACGGACAACUACAUCAUCUAGAGAUGAGCCUUCUAUUUCAGUUAGCAAUGCCAGUGACCUGGAGACAGAAUGGGUUGAGCAAGAUGAGCCAGGGGUUUACAUCACAAUCAGACAAUUAGCCGAUGGCACUAGGGAGCUCAGGCGUGUCAGAUUCAGCCGCGAACAAUUCGGAGAAGUGCACGCGAAGACAUGGUGGGAACAGAAUAGAGAAAGAAUACAAGCUCAGUACCUAUAAAGCAUGGUUUCCCACCACCCAAAUUGCUGUCUAGUAAAGGAUUGAUGGUGCAGCUGGAUAUCCUUCCCCCCCAAAAGCAAAACAAAACCCAUUCAGUUUCGUUUUUCAAGGUCUCUACAGAAAAUGGACUUGCCACCACCUUGGAUGGUCACACCACUGAACUGACGGUAUUUCUUCAUUCUAAGGGCCGAAUUAUGUCUUACCAUCACUUGUGGUGAUGAAUCCAUUUUUCGUGAUGGUAUAUUUCCCCUGGAAUGUCCUAACGUGUCCAAUUUUUGUCUCUAUUGUUUGUCCCGGUCACAAUUUUAUUACAACUAUUUUUUUAGGGCCUCUGGUUUUUCCCUCCCGAAGACAUGUAUUAGUCUUCAUGCUUUUCUGGGGUUGUUUGGCUCGUAAUUUACUUAUUAUCAGAGCUUGUCCUCUGCAACACACUGUUUUUAUAAAGAAAGGAAUUGAAUGAUAUCAUUUAUUGUUAUAAA
This is a messenger RNA of Populus euphratica (Euphrates poplar), 2140 nucleotides long. Its product is annotated as protein BREVIS RADIX-like. The coding region runs from base 573 to 1661 and encodes 362 amino acids. The record is from RefSeq and is a predicted model, not a curated record. NCBI's taxonomy places the organism in Eukaryota, Viridiplantae, Streptophyta, Magnoliopsida, Malpighiales, Salicaceae. The transcript is spliced from 7 exons.